Molecule: messenger RNA, 1936 nt
Organism: Linum tenue
Lineage: Eukaryota; Viridiplantae; Streptophyta; Magnoliopsida; Malpighiales; Linaceae
Source: the annotation of a GenBank genome assembly
GAGUGUUUAUGUAAUUUUCCGUUAUCUUCUUUCCCAAAGGCGGAAGCGCGGAACAUUUAUUCCACCAAUCUCUCUUGCUUUUUUACCUUCACGGAAGAGAGUUGAGAGAACUUGAGAUCGAUAGCUAGAAGGGAACAGUGAGAUACGCAGCACUCUGUUGAGAAGAAUGGAGUUGACACUGCCGGUUGGAUUCACGGCCGUAGCCAAGGGUGGUUUCAACUCUCUGUCCCCGCCAUCCCGACUGUUUCCGGUUCAAUCCAUUUCAUCGAUUACCUCCAGGAAGGAUGGUAGCGUUACCCAUUAUCACUCUGACAAGCAGAAGAUCAAGAACAAAAACUCGCCACCAAGAGCUUCAUCUGCAGAAGGAGGAAUUCCGAAUGAAUUGGCUGAAGAAGAAUCCAAGUUCGUCCCCUUAAACUCUGAUGACCCUGUCUUUGGUCCUCCUGCUCUGUUAUUGCUAGGCUUUGAAGUGGAGGAGGCUGCUAAGAUACAACAGCUCUUGCAAGAGAUGGGUGGUGAAUUCUUGAAGUUAGUUUUCUGUACGGAGGAUAUGAUUUCCAGGUCACUUUGGGAAGCAAUGAACACAGAUCAACCAAACCUAGAAGUAGUCAAGGUAGCCAAGUCUCUGCCGCGGAUUUGCUUCUUAUCUGGCCUUAGCGGAGAGGAGAUGAUGAUGUUCAUCGACGCUUUCCCAGAAACCGGAGUUGAAGCAGAAGUAUUUGCAGCUAUGGUUCCCAACAGUGCUGAUAAAUCCCUGUAUGAAUUAGUGGAAGAAAUCAUGGGUGAUCAUGAAAUGAUGACCAGAAGACAGUCUGAAUCAUUGGGAGCUCCAGGCGGCGUGGUGGACAACUGAAAGGCCUGCGCUUUGCUCUUCUAUGAUGAGAUCUGUGUAAUUAAGAGUUGUAGAUCAAGAAAGUAAUGCUGCGGAAAAUCGAGAAUGUAAUGCAAUCUUUGAAGCAAUUCAAAUGAGCAUUAGGAAUGUAUAAUCACUGCAAGUACAUAGCCCAGGAAUCAAUCUUCCUGGUCACUCUCAUCGCUAAAAUAACUGGCCUUCUUCACUUUCUUCUUCCCCGAACCCUUUCCCUCUUCAUCAGCUAACAACAGUCUCUCCUCUGCCCUGCCAUCCACCGCGGAAGCCCAAUUCUCCUCUUCAAACGCCUGCCCAUCUCCCCAAUUCCCUCCUCCUACUUCCUCAUCGUCCGUCGCCUCCUCAUCCCUCCUCCCAGCAACAACACCACCGCGGCCGGCGCCUUCUCUCCGCCCACGCUUCGGCGCCGGCGGCCUAUCCCUCGGCCCGAGCUGAUUCUUCGGGCACUCGUACGACAAAUGACCGCCCUCCCCACACUCGUAACACUUGCUCUUGUCCUGAUACACCCUCUUCUUAAUGAACUCCGUCGCUCGGCCGUUGUCGUUGGCUAUCGACGCCGAUAGGGUUCUGCCGUUGAGGAUCUUCUUGUCCAUCUGGCGACCGGCGGAGGCGGCAUCGUCGCGGGAGACGAACUGGACGAAGGCGACGCCGCGGGACUGGCGGGUGGUCCGGUCCUUGAGGACGGUGACGCGGGCGAUCUUGCCGAAGGUGGAGAAGAGGGUGUGGAGGUCGGAGUUCGUGAGGGCGAAAUCGAGGUUGGAGACGUAGAGGGUCGACUUCGACGGGGCUAAUCCGCCUGAACCGCGGGAUUUAGGGUUCCGAUUAGCAGCGACUGUUGAGGAGGAGGAGGAGGACGAUGACGGCGGACCUGCGGCGGAGACGGAGGAGUAACGGUAGUAGAAGGUGUCGUCUUCGUCGCUGUCGCUCCCGCCCCGGUGACCCAUUGAUGUUUGAUCUAUAACUCGCUGUGGAUUCUUAUUUGAGUGAAGUCGUCGAAUGACAAAACACAAACUUUGGUCUUUGGAUUAUGUUGAUUAGUCACACAAUUAAUACGGUUGAGUCACGCCA